This is a messenger RNA of Hymenoscyphus albidus, 1820 nucleotides long. NCBI's taxonomy places the organism in Eukaryota, Fungi, Ascomycota, Leotiomycetes, Helotiales, Helotiaceae. The record is from the annotation of a GenBank genome assembly.
UAUCAAUCAAAGCCCGCCUAGUCCUCGAUUUCGAAUCUUCUCCGCUCAGAAUCCUUCCUCCUUCCUCCUACCGAUGUUGAUCGUACCGAGCGUUGAACAACAGUCAAGAUGCUAGAAUACUUCUCCUACAAGAAAAUCAAAAAGCAUCAAGAGGCGAAGAAAGCCAAAUCCCCCGUGGGUACGGGUUCAGGCGAAGUCGAAGAAAUCAAAAAAGAAGCGAAACAAAAACGGAAAGAAUCAAAGGUCCAGACUCCACCACCAAUUCUCAGCGAAGAAGAUGAGGCAUUCCUCGAGCGUAUCGCUGCCCUCUCCGAUGGACCCCCACCACCCCUCCCUGCCCGUCCGACUUUUGGAGAAGAAGCAGGGGAUGCUACGAAUAAUGCGAGUCAAAUGGUAGUUCAUGAUGGAAGAGAGGAUUUGCAGAAGUCUGAGAGCAAAGAUAAAGGAAAGGGAAAGGAGAAAGAGAAGGAGGCUGCGGCAGAGGCAAAGAAGGAGAAUAAGUUUACGGGUUUUAUUGGACGGACUUUCUCGAAGAGAGUAUGUUGCCCCAAAUACUUUCGAUACAUUAAUUUAAAUGCCAUAUACUGAUUACUCGCAAUAGGGAAAACCAGACAUCAAGCCUACUUCCAACGUCCCCAAACCCGAAGCGCAUCGCGAGGAAGACGACCUAACAACCAUCCUCGACGACCUCGACCUCUCAGCUUCCAACAACCGCGCAUUUUCCCUCUCAAAAGAAUCCCAAGAGCUCGUCGCAAAAUUCACAGUCAUCCUCAAGGAUCUAAUAAAUGGUGUUCCGACCGCAUAUGAUGACCUAAUUCAUUUACUGGAUGACAGUUCAAAUACACUCUCAAAGGGGUACGAGAAGCUGCCUUCGAGUUUGCAAAAAAUGGUCACGACAUUACCGGACAAAUUGACGAAAUACAUCGCUCCGGAACUAUUAGCUGCUGCUGCAGAGGUGCAAGGAGUCACCGCCACUGGCGCCGGAGCCGCAGGUUUGAAGAGUUUCUUCACGCCGAGCACAUUGAAGGAUCUCGUUACGAAGCCUGGUGCCGUCAUGGGAGCUUUCAAAGCUAUUAUGAACGCCUUGAAAUUGCGAUUUCCAGCAUUCUUGGGCACGAACGUACUUUUAAGUUUGGGAUUAUUCAGUAUGUAUCCUCCUCUCGAUACCCAUUAUCUUGUCCCCGUUUUCUCAUACUAACUGCAACAGUCCUUAUGUUUUUCUUCUGGUACUGCCACAAGCGAGGCCGUGAAGUCCGUCUAGAGAAAGAAGCCAAACUCGACUCCGAGGGACGAAUCAUCGAGAUCGUGGACCCGGCACUUCCUGCACCACCGAAUGAUAGUCCCAGCUCACGUAGUCACCAUUCUCAUUCUCGCUCAAGCCGAAGUCGAGACUCAUCCGAAGAACGAGAUCCCGAGAAGCUAGCUCGUAGAAGAGCACGACGCGCCGAGCAUGAGCGCCAGAAAGAAGAGAAGCGUCGUGCUGAAAAGAACAGCAGUCGACCGAGUAGCUCGAGGCAUGGAAGUUCGUAUCUGAAGGCUGAGAAUGGACGGCGGUCGAGGGAUUCGAGAGAGUCGAGAGAGUCGAGGGAUGGAAGGGAUAAGAAGAGAUGAUUACGAUGAUACGAUGUGAUGAUGGACUGGAUAGGAAAUACUCAGGGUGAUGGGAUGAUGGGAUGAUAGUUUGAUGGUUUGAUACCCUUAUAAGUGUGCUGAUUUAUUUCUUUGUAGCGGAAUUUGGGCACCGGAUGUGCAGGGAAAAUGGAUAACGAUGACAUUGGUUUUUCUCUUCUCCUUUCUCUUUCUCUUUUCUUUUUAUUGAU